UUACACUCCUCCCCCAGCUACAGCUUAGGGCUGCCAGAGAGUGGGACGGGAAACUGAAACUUGUGCUCUCUUGUUUAGCUGCAGUUUGUUUAGCCUCUUGGUAUGAACUAACUCUUGAAUCUUUAGGCCACGCGUGGACAGCAUCUGAGGGGAUAUAUGAUUUCAGCAGGAGAUGGCGGUGUCGAGCCACAAGCCUGUUGGUAAUGACAACUUGGAGAAAUGGGAAUCAGUUGCCUCUGGGGGAUUUGGUUAUGUGUACAAGGCCAGGCACAAGGACUGGGGCUUUGAUGUGGCCAUUAAGAUACUACGUCAUGGCAUCUGCCCCUUCAUGUCACUUAACGAGGAGGCUGCUCACAUGGAUAAAGCUUCCUGUGAGUUUGUGCUCAGACGGUAUGGAAUUUAUCAGGGAUGUCCGCCUGGUGCAGGACCAUCCAUGCAAAACGGAAUAGUGAUGGAGUUCAUGAGGGGAGGGUCUGUUGAGUCCUUGCUGAGGGUCCUCUCUGGCCCUCCACCAUGGCCCCUGGUCUUCCGCUUGGCCCAUCAAGUGGCUUUGGGCAUGAACUUCCUCCAUUUCCAUGGCCUAAUGCACCACGACCUAAAACCAAGUAAUGUGCUGCUAACUAUCGACCUUAAUGCCAAGCUAGCAGACUUUGGUCUGUGCAGAGUUUCCACCAGUGCUUCGAACAACGGUGAAGGAUCAAGAGAAGAAAGCCUCAGAGAAAUUGGAGGCACAUACAAGUACAUGCCUCCUGAAGCUUUUAAAGAACCAUAUGAACCUCACCGAUCUUAUGACGUCUACAGCUAUGGUAUCCUGCUCUGGUCCAUUGUCACUGGUAAAGAGCCCUAUGGAACAGCUAGUUAUGGUCGUGUGAAGGAGGCGAUCUGUGACGGGCAAAGACCUUCCCUUGUGGAAACUGACCAGAAUAAAGCAGUAGGGUUGAAGGAACUGGUUGUCCUCAUCAAGAAGUGCUGGGAUGGCGAUCCCUCCAACAGGCCUCUUUUUAUAAAGUGCCGUGAAGACACUGAGAAUUUGUUUUCAAAGCACGAGGAGGGAAUUCAUGAGGCAGUCCAACAAGUCUCGGCAAGACUGAAGUCACCAACUAGUAAUCAACAGUCAAACACAUGUGUGGCAGUUGAUGUUCCUCCUCAGACACAAGGACAGACAAGGUCAAAUGAUACUGUGGAUUUUGUCAGAUUUACCAGAACUGAAAGGCCUUCAGCACAGGAUUCUGUCAGAGUUUCUACUGAAAGCAUGAGCAUUCAGGAUAAAGCAAAGUUUGUUGAUGCGAACAGGGCGAAGAUAAUUAGAAGUGUUGUUGAGGUCAUGUCAAUAACAGAGGAUCUUGGAGACAUGGUCCAUGGUGAAGCCUACUCAUGGAUCCAAGCUCAGUUGACAAGCCAUGAAAAGAUGAGAGUGCUUUAUGAUAGAUCAUUGCGUUCAGGAGGGGAAGUGGUCAAAGCAGCCUUCUACGACGCCCUCAAAAGCCAUCACCCAGAACUAGUGAGGAGGCUCGGUGGCUCAUCCUAAAGGAAUUGUGGCAUUCCUGCAUUUUCUGCACAGAGAUGUCAAAAGAGCUUCCACGCCUCUCGUCAUACACUUCAAUACAUUAAUACUGUAUAUUUUUAUUCAUUUGUAACCUACAUAUGUAAUGUAGAAGCCUAAAUGCAAUGCAUCAAUAGUUUAGUUCAUAAUUGAAAGGAAUAUUUACGGUAUUUACAGGUUGACCUAGUUGCAGUAUAUUUACAGUCAUGCAAUAAGGGAGAGACACAUAUUUUCUAUUGCACUGGUCAAUUUUGAGAUUUUCAGACUAGUAAAAACGUCCAAAAUAGCCUACACAUUUAGGUGUUUAUUUAGUUCAGAUUAGUUCAUUAGUUAAAAUCUUUACCCUGCUAUCUUAUUUUUUGUCUAAAAUUGUAUGGAAUUUUACGAUACAUUUCUUUAAAGGCCAUUUUCUCAAAAUGCUCUAAGCCAAAAAUCUCAGCUUCAGUAACCAAACUUUCCUGUGUUGGUAUAUUCUGAAGGUUUUUACAGAGGGGUUUAUCACAUAUUAUUCAUAGACUGAUUUAUGCAACAUGUUCUUCCUUAGAUCAUGGCAAAAAUGGAUUUUUUCUAAUUUAUGGAGUGAUAACAUGGAGUGAUGACAUCCAAAAUGCCCUCUGUAAAAUCCUUCGACUUUAGUAAAGGGAACCAAGAUUUUUUAACCUGGCUUUAUCUGAUGUUCAGAUGUUCAUUAUCAGUUUCUGAUAAUGACUUUAGCUGUUCUUUUAUCUCAGACAUGUAUUAGGAUGUUUCAUACCUUGACAUGUUUUGGCAUGUGUCACUUGGUGGUGGUUGUGACAUGUCUUUAUCAGCUGAUCUGUCAAAGACAUGUCAACUGGGAAAGUUUCAUGGUUAUACCUUAUACCGUUAACAUUUUUACCCUGUUCACCUUCACUGUUUGCCUCCUGGAUGAUUUAAAAUGCAUAUAAUCUUAUUUAUAUAACAUCUGUUAUAUUUUAGUAGUUGACUGUGUUUGUUGCUUCCUAGUUACAGUUUACCUUUAAGUGCCUUUUGAUAUUCUCGCGAGAUGGGGACUUUUAUGAUCAGACAAGUGCCCCCCAUCUCUCUUUAACAAUUCUCGCUUGAACUUUGUUUAAAAAUUUGAUGAUUGUGAAAAAGGACAGUUGUUCUGAACCAUUUUUAUUUUUUUGCGUGUCAAAGUUAACAGUUUUCCAAGCGAUGCUGUGGAUUUGGAUGAGAGGAAUUGUCAAAGCGUCAAGCUGAGGCGCUAAUCAUUUGAAACCAACAUGUAAUUUGGUGAAAUUUUACUACACUGUACAAAAAGUCGUGAAUAUAAUAAACUUUUCAGGAAUAUUUUCUCAAUAAAUGUAUUCUUCCAUAAAGAAAAAAA
Molecule: messenger RNA, 2891 nt
Organism: Epinephelus fuscoguttatus (brown-marbled grouper)
Lineage: Eukaryota; Metazoa; Chordata; Actinopteri; Perciformes; Serranidae
Product: receptor-interacting serine/threonine-protein kinase 3-like
Exons: 12
Coding region: 173-1528 (451 amino acids)
Biological process (GO): protein phosphorylation; regulation of apoptotic process
Molecular function (GO): ATP binding; JUN kinase kinase kinase activity
Source: RefSeq, a predicted model, not a curated record